Messenger RNA from Nannizzia gypsea CBS 118893, 1944 nucleotides. RefSeq lists its product as hypothetical. Lineage: Eukaryota; Fungi; Ascomycota; Eurotiomycetes; Onygenales; Arthrodermataceae. The record is from RefSeq and is a predicted model, not a curated record. The transcript has 2 exons. Bases 1 to 1944 code for a protein of 647 amino acids.
AUGGAAGAGACGUCUCCCGCCCGCGCGGAGGAGGCGAAGGAGCUCAAUGCCUCCAAGGACGAGCGAGAAGCCUCUGCGGCACCCAAAGUCCUGGCCGUCAAGAACAAGCAGUGUCCGUACUGCAACCAGACCUUUACUUCGUCCUCCCUCGGCCGCCACCUGGACCAGUACCUCUACAAAAAGAAGCCGGACGGGGUGCACAAUGUGGAAGAAAUCAGACAGCUUCGCAGUAGUAUCACCCGGCGGACGGCGCGCGGUGGGACAAAGCAGAACAGCCCGGAGGUCUCGUCUGCUUCAGGACCUGCGUCUGCGUCUGCGGUCACCAUCGGUGCUGCUUCUGCUGCCACAGGCCCAGAUCCGCACUCUGUCGCUCCAUUGCAGCUCAACUCAAGUGGCCCGGGCAGCAAGGGAUAUCGCCUCUUAAUCAACCAGCCAACAUGGCAUGCUACUGGCGUCAUCAACGACAUCCCCAAUUCCUCUCCUGUUUCGCAAUUGAGGAUCCCCUCUACCUCGCUGGAGAGGUCAAAUCGACUGACCAGCUCGAACUCGACGGAGACCACACGGGCAUUGGAGCUCGCGCUCAGGGAGGUUCUGGAUAGUGUCAAAGCAGCCGCUAGCAACCAUACUCCAUCGCUCUCUCCAUUCGACUUUGAUCUCCAGUCGCAAACAUUUCCUGCUCUCUGCCUCCAGGCAUUACCACCCCCACCGAGCCUCUUCUCCACCCACCCAUUCCCAUCGCCCACUUCCUUCCCCAUAGAACCUCCGAGUGUGAACCAGCGGGAAAUUGUACAGCAGGCGUUGCGCGCCCAGGUCCACCAAUGGAAGUACGACCAACUUGCUGCGGCUAACACUACAUCGUCCUCUACGUCGUCACACCAAAGCCAGCCAAGCCAAGAUGCAAGCAUGAUUGAGAAGGUAGCCUAUCAGCACGAGGAGAUUAUUCCACGACAUCUCGAGCUAUCCUUGCAGAACUGGAUGGAGCUUUCUUCAGCGGCUCAACGGGAGUUGUGGCAUCUUGAAAUAGUACGGGCUUUUGCGCGAGAAGCCGAGAAACGGAAGAAGAUUGAGGCUCAGCUGCACCGCACACAGCAGGAAGCCAACCAAUUGCGUGCACAGGUCGAGAAGCUUGCGUCUUGCCAAUGGCCAAGAGAGUUCGCUAUAUUCCCGCCGAACCUACUGCCCAUAUCCCCUGAUAUUGCCAGGGAACUUGACAGGCAUGAGAGCCGCAUACACUCGCCCGAGUCGUCGAAAUGGGACUACGAUAACCUUGUAGCUAAAUGGCAGCGUGUUGUAAUGCACGAUAGAUCUAUGGGUCGAAGCGGCGUGGGUGGUCUGGAUAAUACCAACACCGAAGUAUCAACCCUGCCUAGUAUUCCACGUCAGCCUUAUUCCACACGGGUUGCCUCCCCAUUGCAGAGAAGCAACCAGCUCCCACCGCCAGUCCCAACGUCACCAAAACCUCAGCCACCUUAUCAACGGCACGCCCAUCCGUCUCCAAUAAGGCAAUCCCCCCGUCACGAAGAGAGGGAGCCCAACGAACCGGCUGAACAUUUCCGUGCGCCCAAACGCCCACGGCCGCAUGAGGAUCAGCCCCAAACUAGGUUUUCCAGCCCAGGCAGCUCGUCGCCCAGAUAUUCCUGGAACCAUCCGCCAGCCCAUGAGCCAUACUCUACCCCACAAAGCCGAUCUAACUCGGUUUUGUCACCGACCCUCCCACGCGGACCCAUGUUCCCAGUCGGUUCUGGAACUCCAUCUACUCCCCCGGCAUCGGCAAACGCUGCGAGACAAUCAGGUAGCCAGGCUGGUGAAGUUGUAGCUCCUUCACACCGACUAUCAAACGCCUCUGGCCCCACGGAUGGUAGCGCCUCCGAUAGGAUCGAGGCUUCCCCUAAAACACAGACACAGUAUACCCCUAAAGAACCAGACUCGCGAGAGAUGCAUUAG